Molecule: messenger RNA, 4966 nt
Organism: Arvicanthis niloticus (Nile rat)
Lineage: Eukaryota; Metazoa; Chordata; Mammalia; Rodentia; Muridae
Source: RefSeq, a predicted model, not a curated record
AGUGAGGGGUGGGGGUAGGGGCUUCUGGAACGGUCGUUGCGGUGCUAGACAAGGCAGUGAUCUGAAGCUUUGCCACCAUUGGAGCUGGGCAGUUGAGGCUGCUCUUGGGCACCGAGGAUGUUGCGUAAGCUCACGGUCGACCAGAUAAACGACUGGUUCACCAUAGGCAAGACGGUGACCAAUGUGGAGCUUCUGGGUUUGCCGCCCGCCUUCCCUGCGGAGGCGCCUCGGGAGGAGGUACAGCGCUCAGAGGAGGUCGCCAGCGAGGCCCCUGCGGCCCAGGUUCCAGAAAAGGCCAUAGCACCAGCCAGACCAGCCUUUGGGAGGUCACUCAGCCAGAGGAGCUCAGAAAUGGAGUAUAUUAACAAAUACAGACAACUUGAAGAGCAAGAACUUGAUAUUUAUGGCCAGGAUCAACUACCCAGUGGACCAGGUCUAAGGUCACCACUGGCUAAGUUAAAUAAUGUGACAUGUAUCCCAGAGACAACUUACAAAUAUCCUGAUUUGCCUAUAAAUCGGUGUAAAGAAGAGAUUAUUUCCUUGAUAGAAAGCAAUUCUGUGGUGAUCAUACACGGUGCCACAGGAAGCGGCAAGAGCACACAGCUCCCACAGUAUGUCCUGGACCACUACACACAGUGCUCAGCCUUCUGCAACAUUGUCGUCACCCAGCCACGGAAAAUAGGGGCCAGCAGCAUCGCCCGGUGGAUCAGUGCGGAGCGCUCCUGGGCGCUGGGUGGCUUGGUCGGCUAUCAGGUAGGGCUAGAGAAAAUAGCCACGGAAGACACACGGUUAGUCUACAUGACCACUGGGGUCCUGCUGCAGAAGAUCGUGAGUGCCAAGAGUCUGAUGGAGUUCACACACAUCUUCAUCGAUGAGGUGCAUGAGCGAACCGAGGAGAUGGAUUUCCUGCUCUUGGUAGUCCGUAAACUCUUGAGGACAAAUUCACGUUUUGUGAAGGUAAUCCUCAUGUCUGCCACCAUCAACUGCAAGCAGUUUGCAGACUACUUUGCUGUUCCCGUUCAGAACAAGAUGAACCCUGCAUAUGUUUUUGAAGUGGAAGGCAAGCCCCACGCUAUUGAAGAGUAUUACCUUAAUGAUCUGGGGCACAUUUAUCAGAGUGGGCUCCCCCCAUACCGUCUGGAGGAGCCAGUGAUAACAAAGGAUGUCUAUGAAGUCGCUGUCUCUCUCAUUCAGAUGUUUGAUGACCUGGACAUGAAAGAGAGCGGGAACAAGACCUGGUCCGGGGCGCAGUUUGUGUCGGAGCGGAGCAGCGUGCUGGUGUUCCUGCCAGGUCUGGGUGAGAUAAAUUAUAUGCAUGAGCUUCUCACCAACAUGAUUCACAAAAGGUUGCAGGUCUACCCACUUCACUCCAGUGUGACUUUAGAAGAACAGAAUAAUAUAUUUUUAAGUCCAGUCCCUGGGUACAGAAAGAUUAUUCUGUCAACCAAUAUUGCUGAGAGUUCUGUCACAGUUCCUGAUGUCAAAUAUGUUAUAGAUUUUUGUCUGACCAGAACUCUGGUUUGUGAUGAAGAUACAAAUUACCAGAGUCUGCGACUAAGCUGGGCCUCGAAGACCAGCUGUGACCAGAGAAAAGGCCGUGCUGGACGCGUGUCUAAAGGAUACUGCUACAGACUGAUCCACAGGGACUUCUGGGACAGCACUAUCCCUGACCAUGUUGUUCCUGAGAUGCUGCGCUGUCCUCUGGGAAGCACAAUAUUGAAGGUGAAGUUGCUUGACAUGGGUGAACCGAGAGCUCUACUGGCUACCGCCCUGUCUCCGCCCAGCCUGAGUGACAUCGAACGCACCAUUCUUCUGUUGAAGGAGGUUGGAGCACUGGCGGUUAGUGGGCAGAGAGAGGACGAAAACCCCCAUGAUGGUGAACUGACCUUCCUGGGAAGAGUGCUGGCACAGCUCCCCGUCAGUCAGCAGCUGGGGAAACUCAUUGUGCUGGGACAUGUAUUUGGGUGCCUGGAUGAGUGUCUCAUCAUAGGUAAGUGUGGGGACAGGUGUGGGCAGUGUGCGCUGGCAUGUGCUAGCAUGUGCUGGCAUGUGCUGGCAGGUGUCAUCCUCUGUUUUCUGUUUUUAGCGGCAGCCCUUUCUCUGAAGAAUUUUUUCACGAUGCCUUUUCGGCAGCAUCUGGAUGGAUAUAGGAACAAAGUACACUUCUCAGGUAGCAGCAGAAGUGACUGCCUGGCACUUGUGGAGGCGUUCAGGGCCUGGCAGGCUUGCAGACAGCGAGGAGAGCUGCGGCAUCCCAAGGAUGAGCUUGAUUGGGGACGGCUAAACUACAUUCAAAUAAAGAGAAUCAGAGAGGUGGCUGAGUUAUAUGAAGAACUGAAGAAUAGAAUCUCACAGUUCAACAUGUUUGUGGAUCCUCGCCAUCCUGUCUUGGAUCGGGAGUAUCCAUAUAAGCAGCGCUUCAUCCUGCAGGUCGUACUGGCAGGUGCUUUUUAUCCAAAUUACUUCACUUUUGGACAGCCAGAUGAGGAGAUGGCAGUGAGGGAACUGGCCGGCAAAGACCCAAAGACAACAGUUGUGCUGAAGCACAUCCCUCCCUAUGGAUUUCUUUACUACAAGCAACUGCAGUCUCUCUUCAGACAGUGUGGUCAAGUCAAAUCCAUUGUGUUUGACGGUGCAAAAGCCUUUGUGGAGUUUUCACGGAAUCCAACAGAAAGAUUUAAGACCCUCCCUGCUGUGAACUUGGCAGUCAAGAUGUCCCAGUUAAAAGUGUCCCUUGAGCUCUGUGUCCAUGCUGCAGAGGAGAUUGAGGGGAAGGUGCAAGGCGGGUCGGUGUCAAAGCUCAGGAACACAAGGGUGAACGUGGACUUCCAGAAGCAGACAGUAGAUCCCAUGCAAGUGUCAUUCAGCACCUUGGACAGACCCUGGACAGUUGCAGAUCUUCUCCUGACAGUCGAUGUCACUGAGGUGGUGGAAGUUGGGCACUUCUGGGGGUACAGGAUUGAUGAAAGGAAUGCUGAGCUGCUGAAACAGCUGACGGCUGAGAUAAACCGCCUAGAACUGGUCCCUCUGCCUAUCCACCCACAUCCGGACUUGGUCUGCCUGGCACCUUUUACCGAUUACAACAAGGAAAGCUACUUUAGAGCUCAGAUUCUUUAUGUUUCUGGAAAUUCUGCUGAGGUAUUCUUCGUAGACUAUGGGAAUAGGUCUCAUGUAGACCUGGAUCUCCUGAGGGAGAUCCCCUGUCAGUUUCUGGAGCUUCCAUUUCAGGCCUUGGAAUUCAAGAUUUGCAAAAUGAGACCAUCAGCAAAGUCUCUCAUCUGUGGCGAGCACUGGAGUGGGGGUGCCAAUGGGCGGUUCGCUGCCCUGGUCAGCGGCUGUCCUCUCCUGGUGAAGGUGUUCUCCAUUGUACACAGCGUCCUGCACGUGGAUGUGUACCGAUACUCGGGGGCCCAGGAUGCCGUCAACAUUAGAGAUGUUCUCAUCAGGGAGGGCUAUGCUGAGCUCGCAGAGGAGUCCUAUGAGUCAAAGCAAAGCUAUGAAGUUCUCAAGGGUUUCUUUGCGAAGUCAGUGGAUGCCAUGCUGGACGGCUCCAUGUCCUCUCCUGUGAAGGACGAUGAGAAGCACCUCAUCCGGGUGCUAUUGGAGAGCUUCACUUCCAACCGGCUGGGGGCUCCAAACUGCAAGGCUGUUCUUCAUGGGCCCUUUAACCCUUAUGAACUGAAGUGUCAUAGUCUGACCAGAAUAUCCAAGUUCAGAUGUGUGUGGAUUGAGAAGGAGAGCAUCAAUUCUGUGGUCAUCAGUGACAGCCCUGCCGACCUGCACCAGAGGAUGCUGGUCGCAGCUUCACUUUCAGUUAACGAGACUGGGUCGACCAUGCUCCUGAGAGAGACCUCCCUGAUGCCUCACAUCCCAGGCCUCCCAGCCCUCCUCAGCAUGCUCUUCGCACCAGUGAUGGAGUUACGAGUUGACCGUGAUGGAAAAUGUUACACUGGGGUCCUUUGUGGUUUGGGAUGGAAUUCAGCUACGGAGGCCCCUAUACUGCCUGAGCAUGACAUCGAGCUGGCCUUCGAUGUGUGCUUCAACGUGGAGGACAUCAUUGAGAUUAAUAUUCUCAGGGCCGCCAUCAACAAGCUAGUGUGUGAUGGGCCAAAUGGAUCCAAGUAUCUUGGGCCUGAAAGAAUCGCCCAGUUACAGGAGAAUGCACGUCAGAAACUUCUAGGCUUGUUCUGUCGGUUGAAACCUCGAGAGAAGAUUACUCCUCAGUGGCAUGAGAAGCCCUACGAGUGGAACCAGGUGGAUCCAAGGCUGGUCAUGGAGCAAGCUGAGCAGGAGGGCAGCCGAGGGAAGAGCACGUCCCUGUACCAGCUGCACACGCCUGUGGUGCUCAACCCUUGACGGCGUGUCUCAGCAGAAGUCUGCUACAGGCUUUUCUGCAGCUGCUUCCUGUCCCUGCUGCCCCUGCACAGGGCUUCUGCGGCUUGCUGCCUUUGCUCAGAGUGGACAGUGGUCUUUCUGCUUGGGUGGGAAAGAUCAGAAAGUCAAGUAUUUUCAAGAAAUGUGGGUCACGGUAUUAAAUACUUUGCAAAAAGUUGUUCUGAAAGAAGAUUUUGUUUUGGAAAAGCUGUAUUCUUCUUUGAAUGUAGAGGGUAAAUCUAAAUAGUCCCAGGAGACAAGGUCCAGAGCGUGUUUGUAUGCUUGUCCUGUCACAGUGUUAGCUGUGGUUCAGGAGAGAGCCAGACCUCUGGCUCACCACAGAGCACAUGUGAACCCCACCCCCACUCCCAAUGCGUGCGCAUGUGUAUGAGUGUGUGUGUGCAUGUGCGCGUGCGCGCUCUUAAAAAAACAUGUAGUGUUUUCUGAUUUUUUUUUCUUCAUUGAAAAGAUGUGGUUUUAGUAAAACUUGAGUUUGGUAUGUUUAGGACUUGUGGUUAAAUUAAGCCUCCUGGUCUAUGUUUUGGAAAUGAGAAGAUGUGACCUGGUGAGACAAUAAAGGCAUUGGACUUUG